Coccinella septempunctata (seven-spotted ladybird) is the source of this 1389-nucleotide messenger RNA. RefSeq lists its product as uncharacterized. Lineage: Eukaryota; Metazoa; Arthropoda; Insecta; Coleoptera; Coccinellidae. The record is from RefSeq and is a predicted model, not a curated record. The transcript has a single exon. Bases 1 to 1389 code for a protein of 462 amino acids.
AUGGAGCUCGGAAUAGACAAAUGCGCCGUGGUUCAUGUUAAGAGAGGCCGGGUACAAGAGGGCACAGGCUUAUCUGUGAUGGAAGACCUCACGAUCCCACAACUGGGAAGACAAGAAUCCUAUAAGUAUCUCGGAGUGCAACAGGCUCUGGACAUUAAAACCACAGAAAUGAAGAAUACUUACAAAGAAAGGUUCCUCAACAGACUCAAGAAGGUACUCCAGAGUAGGUUGAACUCGAAGGCGAUGUUUGAGGCGGUGAACAUAUGGGCGAUACCUUGUAUUGCUUAUUCUUUUGGUGUGAUCAAGUGGUCCAACUCAGAGCUGAAAGAAAUUGACAAAAGAGCAAGGGCAUUACUUACCAAGCUGGGAAUCCACCAUCCCCACGCGUCCAUGAACAGGUUGUAUGUCCCAAGGCAUGAAGGGGGGAGAGGGCUGCAGAACCUAGAAAUAGUGCACGACAGAACAGUCCGCAGUAUGAGAGAGUACUUCCAAAAAAAAAACUCACCGUUCCAUCGAGCUGUAUGUCAAGAAGAUAACAACCUGAGUCCUCUGAAUUUGGCAGGCCACUUAGAACCAGCGCGACUAACCGCCGAAAUGCUUAUACAGGAGUGGCAUAGUAAAGCACUGCACGGAAGAUACCCUGGAUGCCUGAAAAAUAAUCAAGUUAAGAAAAAAGAGUCGCUUACUUACCUUACAGCCGGAUACCUGUUUCCUGAAACAGAGGGAAGAUUAAUAGCUAUACAGGAUCAAGUUGUCCCAACCAGAUCAUAUAUUAAGAACAUCACCGGACGGAACAUACCAACAGACAAGUGCAGAAAAUGUUCCCAAGUUACCGAGUCGAUUCAACACGUUACAUCAUCGUGCUCUGUACUGGCCCCAGUGGACUACAUGCAGCGCCACAACGCGAUGGCAAAAGUAUAUCAUCAGGCCAUUGCCAAAAAAUACGGACUCAUAACUAAGACAGUGAAGCCCUUCGAAUACUGCCCUAACAACAUCCUGGAAAAUGAAGGAUAUAAAUUGUAUUGGGAUAACUUCAUUACAACCGACAGACCCAUACAACACAACAGGCCCGAUAUUCUGCUGUUCAAAAAGAAAGAGCGAACAAUAGAGAUCCUGGACGUCGCUAUACCGGCUGAUGACAAUAUCCAAAAAGCGUUCGUCGAAAAGCUGACGAAAUACCAUGACCUGGCGUUUGAGAUGAAAACCAUGUACGGCCUAAAAUCAACAUCCAUAGUGCCCUUAGUCAUGUCCACGAAUGGACUGGUGGAGACACACCUGGUGGACAAUACCCUGAAUCUAGGAUUGGACGAAGAGCUGGUGAGUACAGCUCAAAAGGAGGUCAUUCUAGCGAAUACCAAAAUAGUGAGGAAGUUCUUAACGUCCGUUUGA